Messenger RNA from Alternaria rosae, 924 nucleotides. RefSeq lists its product as uncharacterized. Bases 1 to 924 code for a protein of 307 amino acids. Lineage: Eukaryota; Fungi; Ascomycota; Dothideomycetes; Pleosporales; Pleosporaceae. The transcript has 5 exons. The record is from RefSeq and is a predicted model, not a curated record.
AUGCGCGUCGCAAUAGCAGGCACUUCUGGUCUGGCGCUUCUGAUAGCACAAGAGAUCAACAACUCGACGAGCCACCAGCUGAUCAUUCUCUCGCGAACCCAUCAAACGAGCCUGAUCGCUUCUGGUUACAACUGUCAAGUCGUUGACUACAACAGCCCCACAUCUCUGCAGCAUGCAUUGAUGGGUGUCGAUACUGUCAUCUCGACCGUAAUGGGAAAUCCCCAACUCCGCCUUAUAGAAGCGGCUGUACAGUGCCGGGUUCGUCGCUUCGCACCUGCGGAAUUCGAAGGUCAGCCAGUUCAGCGAGGCCAAAACGCGCUGCUCGAUCGCGGACGCAACUCUGCGCUCGCCUUGUUGCACCACUACCGCGCCAACAUACAGUAUACGGUUUUCGUCUGUGGCAUACUGUAUGAACGCUUCUCGGUGAAUGGGAUGAUGUCUCAUCGCCUUGGGAUUCAUAGCGGCUAUGGCAACGAGGGAGACUUCAUCGCCGACCCGCGACAGAUGACUUCGAUGGCACCGAUCUACGACGCAAAUCAAAACCUCUCCUGCAUCUGCCUGACAUCCGCAUACGACGUGGCACAGUUCGUGGUUCGUGCCAUCGACAUGCCAACUUGGCCUUCAGAGAUGAGCAUGUGUGGUGAGCGUAUGACUGUCCAUGCUUUAGUCGAGACUAUCAGGGCGUGCCGAAAUCGACCGUGGGCUAGCAUUGACUAUCAAGCCCCCGCCAACCUUGAAUACCAAAUGACGAUGGCUCAACUAGGAGGAGACACAGCUGGACAGAGGCGGCUCGCGCCGCUCCUCGCGACAGCAGAGGGGCGCUACGAUUUCGCCGUACCUGCCUACCUCAACUCAGUCUACCCGGACGUGCAGGUCACUCGCUUCCAAGAUUGGUUUCUGCGCAACUGGGCCUCGAUACCAUGA